UGCUCAGCGGGGCCUGCACACCAGACGGUCGUUUUCCCCGUGCCGACCGCGACUGCCCGACGCGCCAUCGGUCUUCCUGCACUGCCAAAAAUAUGCCCCCGGGGCAGAGCCGCAGCGCCAGGCGCGCCGCCGACCCCUCGCUAUGUCAGUAACGAGCGAACCGCGAUCGCGAACGCGACGUACGUAGCCUGCUCUCGGCUUGGCACAACGUGGGCUGUCUACUUUGUCAAAGAUCAGCUUUGGACUGGUUGAAUGCGAUCAAGACACGUCUAUCAAGGACACCACAAAUCGCGAUGGAUCAAAUCGGCUCUGUGUCUGUCCUGGACGACUACCUUCACAACAUUGUCGGCGAGGAGGCACACGUGCGUAUAGCUUUUGAUGAGUGUGUGGGACGUCACCUGGUAGCAACCCGUGACCUCGCAGUGGGUCAGGUCAUCGCCCGCGAGACGCAGGCCAUCUCGGCGCCUCAGAGUGGCCGUCUUUGUGUCGGAUGUCAGCGCCGUCCUGCCGGCUCCGAAGGUUGUCCCCGCUGUGGGUGGCCGCUCUGUAAUAUUUGUGCGGAUGAGGUAGAGAGCGGCAAUCUGUCGUCUUCGUGGCUGCAUGUAGAGUGCGAAAUCCUGACACCGCUGCGCGAGAAGCGUCCGUGGCAGACAUGGCGUGCGCCUGGUGCGGUGCUGGGAGUCCUGCGCUGCCUUCUGCUGCGCAAAGAACGACCCCAAGUCUGGACUGCCGUUGACUGUCUCCAGGACAACGUCACGAAUCUCGGCCGCACUCCGUGGCUGCAGGGAUGUCUUCAGAACAUCAUCGCGCCGAUCCAGAACGAUUGCGGCCUGAAUGAGUCCGUGCGAACUCUAGCACACAUCGCCGGGGUGCUAGACACCAACUCCUUCGCGGUAUCGGCUGCCGAUGGCAUGUCUGCCAGAGCGCUAUACCCACUCCUCUGCCUGAUGGCUCACGACUGCUCCCCAAACACCAACCGCUUCUUCGACUCUGGUGUGACCACACUGAUCGCCACCAGACCCAUAGCAGCCGGAGAGCGCGUCCUCACGUCCUACACCUCCCUGCUCUGGGGAACGGACGCCAGACGCUCCCACCUCGCCGCCACAAAGUUCUUCCACUGCACCUGUCGUCGCUGCGAACAGCCUAGCGAGCUCGACGCUGAGGUGACGUCUCUGGCCUGCCACAAAGAUGUCGACGACGGCAGCAUCUGCGGAGGUCGACGAUCAAGCCGUCGUGUUGGGGACGACGAAGUCUGGGAAUGCGACCGGUGUGGGUUCAGGAUGCCGGCAGCCAAGGUGCGCACGCUACACCAGAUGCUGGCGAUGACGCUGGGCAGGACGCUGGAGCUGCGGGACGUCGAGAAGGCGGAACGCUGGGCGGAGGCGCACCGUGAGGUGCUGGCUGAGAACCAUCACUUCCUGCUGGAGACGCGUCUGCUGCUUGUGGACUUGUACGCGGAGAGAAAGGAAGGUGAUGUUAUCGAGAACAACAGAAAGCGACGACGUCUCUGUGAAGGCCUGCUGGAUAUCACUUCCAGGCUGGAUCCGGGCCCCACCCGCAUGAGAGGGAAGCUCCUCUGCCACCUGAUCGAGAGCACUGUGCUGGCUGGCGACCCCCGGCAGAAGCCGGACUCGUGGUACGUGGCAUUGGCUGAUGAGGCGGUGACCAUCCUUCGCUACGACGGCCUCCUGCGCCCACUGGCAGAGCGAGUGAGGGAGCUGGUCCGGGCUCGGAUGCCUGCUACCUGAGCGCCACCUACGGCCAGGCUGUGCGACCCGCGCGCCACCUGUGCUCGAAGCUGCCGGCCUGUUGUCCACCGUCUCAUGUGGCUUACUGCCGUGUAUGUCUUUGUCGAAAGAAAACGGCUGUCACGUUUUUGCAGUCCAGUGGCUGUCUUCAAAUAACAUUAUUUGAAGCUUAGAUAAUUAUUAUCACGCCAUAGCACAUUAUUUGUAGCUUUCCAGGAAAGUCUCCAUGCAUGACAACCAGAUAGGCAGCUUUUUACUGAUGAGUCUUGUGCCGAACUGCCUAAAAUUGAUGUGAAGGUAGAAGUGAACCCAUGAUGAUAGGAUACGGCUAGAUGGAUACAUCAGUUGUUAUCUGCGAGUACCUCUUGUUUUGUAUUUUGAAACGAGUGAUCUAAUAUCACUUGGUUUAUGUGCUGGAACUUAUCACAUACACAAUACCUUUAUCGAGCGAAAACUUGAUAUAGAAAUCAAUACCGGUAAGAAUACGACUGAGUAACAAUGUGUUGGGUCGAGUUAUCAUAUUGCCGACUCAAAGUCUCAGUGCCAAGUGCCUCAAAGUUUUCGAUGUAAACACCAAACAGUUUGUGUUAGCUGUUAGUUCUUUUGUUUUGAUCUACCAUGUCGGAUGUCUUAGCACGAAUGUUUGAUCAACGAUCAUAUUAAUGUUUAACCCGCGCACCGACGGGGGUCUGCGCUAACUUCGUACCGACGGGGGGGGAGGGCGGAUGACCGCCCCCCCCCCCCUGAGAUCUCGAGAACGAAGCAAGAUAGCGACAAGCGGUAAACGGCAAGGGAUACGCACGGACAAGGUCUACAAUUUUUACAAAGGUCAUUUUCAGGUCAGGUCAAAGAUGACGUCACAGGGGUCAAAAAAGUUAAAAUGGCGGCGCUAGGUAUAGGGAGAGUUUUUCUCGAAUAACUUUCGAACUAGUCAACAUAGGAACACACUAAGGGCAUCAUCGUGAUCCUCUCGUUAAUCCACAUCGAAGGAUAUAUAUGUUGACCUCGAAAGGUCAAGGUCAAAGGUUGACCUCAGGUCACGUGACCUCGAGGUCAUCAUGUAUAUCAUUCGAUGCGCCUUGACGAUCUGAACACAAUGAGACCAUCCGCGCGGCUGUAUCUUCUUCCUGUACGGAGUUAUUGUAAAAAAAAACGCUGGUGACCUUUGAUGACGUCACAUGACCUUACAUCUACCCAACAGUAAAACAGACCUCAAGGUAAAGAAGGUUGAUCAUAUAUGAGGUCAUGUAUGGUUUAUGGGGCCAUUCCGACCCGUUUUAGUGGUAAAAACAGGGAGCUGAUUUUUCCCCCAUUGACUUAUAAUGGGGGGUCGAGAAAUUGACCUGACCUUAGGUCAUCGAUAUCAAAAUUCCGAGAUAAACAAAUUGUAGCUACUAAUGACCUUUUAACAUCCUGCGACUUUCAAAGGCCUCCAACAUCUACUGUAACUCUGGCACGGUGACAAAGUUGCAAAAAAGUAACUUGAGGUUGGGUCAUUCAAAGUGACCUGGUGACCUGACCUUAAAAGUUAGGAGGUUCAAACUUGCACACCAUGUGUAAAAUUGAUGAGAGAAUAGUCGUACCAAAUUUUCGCGGCGCGUAGCGCCGCGGUUUUCCCGCUAUUCGCGAAAACCCUCAGGGGGUGGAUAUCCGCCCCCCCCCCGUCGGUGCGCGUGUUAAAUAUUUGAGACAUGUCACCCGCAUCGAUCGAAAUACUACAUAAAGCGGGCUUUUAGAUGGAUAUUAAUGCGAACACCCCUGAUCCCGUCAUGAUUUGUGUGUUUCCAGGCAAGUGAAUACGUAUCACACUAGUGAGACGAUUCAUAUGUGUAGAUUGGAGAAGGCUGCGGCUCCUUGACUGUGAGGCUAACUGAUAAUCUUAAUUUUGAUGAAAGCUUAACAUUUUUCACAUGACAGCUGUGUUUGCGUAAGCAUUUAAAAAAGACACAGCUUGUAAUGACAAAUCGUUCAUUGAAAACAAUGUAUUUAUGUGUUUGCAAGUCGGCGAGCAAAUAUAUAGGGUAGCCUGGGGCAAGACGCCCCAGAUAAUUUAUUUUGCUACAUAACUUUUGUCCCAUAUCACCUGAAAGGCCAAAUUUGUGCUCAAUGCGUUCUUUGGACAUUUUACUUUAAAUUCCACCCCUCAAAUUCAUUCACUUAUGAUCGGACUCCCAGCUAGGAACUGAUUUGUGAAGCAACUGCAAAUAGGACGUUUUGCCCCAAGCCCAGGGCAAAACGCCCCACGGCCUGGGGCAAGAAGCCCCAUACUCUAGAUUAAAGAUUAAACAUGCUAGUUGACUAAAUCUCAUAUGAGAGGUCCGUUAGACCUUGGGAGGCACGGCACUGAAGUUAGCACCUUCCAUCCUAUCAGGUGUUCAGCUACGACACUAUUGUAUGAGCAGGUUUUUCACCUGCCUCACAAGGCCAAAUAAUAAAUUAUUACAAUGCAAAUGUUAACAAAAUACUUCCUUUGCCAUCCAGUUGCUGAGAAAAGUACAUAUAAAUGCAUAGAAACAUACCGUUCGCCAGCUACCGAACAUUAGGAAGUGGGUAGUCCGAACAACACAUGAGGUAAAACGCCCCAUGGGGCUUUUUGCCCCGCGACCUACUGGGGCGUUUUACCCCAUCACGUAGUUCGGUCAGAGAACAACGCCUUGCACUCCAGGAAGACAUAAUCUAACACGAACCAACCCGGCAUGAUAAGCGUAAGACAAUACAUAGUUGUUCAAAAUACAUAAAAGUCGUUAACCUGAUGUGGACGAUAAAAGAACGCCAUGAUGCAUAAUCUGACAACAAAACAUAAAAAUCACUCCCAAAACACAUUUUUGGCUAUGUCUCCCUAAAGAGUCAUCACAAUUUCUUUCCAGUCUGCUCAUAUAAUGAUCGUAUAGUGCACGUUUUAUAGAAGAGAGGAUGUUUCCCCAGAACCUUGCCAGUUCCGAGAAACAUCGGUGAGGCGUUUUACCUCGGCGGGGCGACUUGCCCCGGUCUACCCUAUAGCUGCAUUUUGAACACUUAUUUACCUCUUCAUUUGUUAAAUGGCUGUAGGUAUAGCAGCUACAAGCUAAUUAUAGCUAUUUCGGAUUCAUAUUUGAGAGGUCUUUUGCGUUAAUUCAUACACAAUUGGUAUCGAUCUAAGGCAAUGGAUUAAAUUUGCCGCGAAGGGAAAGCUGGCGGGGGCCGCGGGGGGGGGGGGGGGUGCGCAGAAUCUUCCCUCCCCCGGCAGGUCGCGUAUGGCUGGAUAGUCAAGAGGGGCGCGGAUUCACUAAGCAUUGUUGCAAAUAUUACGAAGGUGUGUAAAAAAAUGUGUUACCAUGCGUCUGUCAGAUCUACAACGCAUAAAGUACGAGAAGGUACACACACAGAAAUAUUGAGCGCAAAAACGGUGUAAUUGAAAGUACCAAAAAGAACAUUUUUUUUUUGGUGUAAAAUAACUCUGUUUUCUGGGUAAAAGAACACUUAUAUGUGUGUUUUGCUAGCUUCGGAGUGUUUCACUAUUGUGUAGAAGAACCGCUUUCAGUGUAACUUUACCGCGAAUCUCGCGUUACAUUUACGCACAAAUAUGUGUUUUUGGUAAAAAGUACCAAAAGGAACACUCGCGUGGUAAUUGUACACAUAUUCAUGGCGGUAAAUUUACACAAAUAUGACGGUUAUUAUAACGAUUUUUUCUGGUAAAGCUAAUGUUGGGCCCUCAAAAUUUGUAACGCAAGCGACACGCGGCGGAACGUUUCGCCAGCUUCGAGCCAUAUAGUAGAAAGUGGCAGCUCUCCGUGACAGGUCUGCAUUUUAUCGCAAUAUGCCCAUGCAAGUGUUACACGCACCCAUCCACCAACGUAUACCUAACGUCAUGUAACCGCAAACAGACAAUACAUUUAGAGUAGCGACUAA
Molecule: messenger RNA, 5636 nt
Organism: Amphibalanus amphitrite
Lineage: Eukaryota; Metazoa; Arthropoda; Thecostraca; Balanomorpha; Balanidae
Product: SET domain-containing protein SmydA-8-like
Exons: 4
Coding region: 294-1748 (484 amino acids)
Molecular function (GO): protein binding
Source: RefSeq, a predicted model, not a curated record